AUGGCUCCUCCAGAAGCAACCCAGAACACACCCCUCGCGCCCUCGGUAGAAAAGGCCUACUACAGAAAGUGCAUCGAGUUAAAGCGCCGCCUGAACGACGUCGAAGAAGCCAACGAUGCCGCCCGUCAACGAAAAGCCCGUCUCAACAGAGCAAUCAUGAAGAUGCGCCUCGAACGCGCCUUCCUGCUCGAACAACUCGCCAAGCGUCUCCAAAACACUACCGAUGGUUCCGAGAAGCCUGUGGCUACUGCUGCUGCUACGACCAACAACGCAAACAGCGACUAG
Molecule: messenger RNA, 285 nt
Organism: Aureobasidium melanogenum CBS 110374
Lineage: Eukaryota; Fungi; Ascomycota; Dothideomycetes; Dothideales; Saccotheciaceae
Exons: 2
Coding region: 1-285 (94 amino acids)
Source: RefSeq, a predicted model, not a curated record